Brachypodium distachyon (stiff brome) is the source of this 1529-nucleotide messenger RNA. RefSeq names its product probable mitochondrial adenine nucleotide transporter BTL1. NCBI's taxonomy places the organism in Eukaryota, Viridiplantae, Streptophyta, Magnoliopsida, Poales, Poaceae. The transcript is spliced from 5 exons. The record is from RefSeq and is a predicted model, not a curated record. Gene Ontology annotation, biological process: transmembrane transport. The coding region runs from base 169 to 1284 and encodes 371 amino acids.
UCGCUAGCUUUGCGCAGAUUCUUUCCGGCGCCACGUCAUCGCCCUUCUUCUUCCGCUUCUUUCUUCUUCGAACAAAAAGGCGCAACAGAGCGCGGGCUCGAGAAGAGCCGAAGAGCGCCGCCAUUUCGCGCCCGGGUCCCCAUUCGGCGAAUUUUCGGGGCCGGAGCCAUGGGCGUGGAGGUGGCGGCGGCUCGCGGCAGGAAUAAGCUCGCGUUUGCCAGCAUCGGGUUUGCCGAGGUCCGCGUGGGCGGUGGCGGCGGCGGGUUGAAGGAUGAUGGCCUGCUGGGGGCUGGGCUGCCCAAGGACGCCGAGUACCUGUUUGGGGACGUGUCCGUCCGGAUGCCGGACGUCGGCGCCGCCGUCAGGACAUUCCUGAGGCGUAGAGAAGUCGGAGAAUUCUUUAGCGGAGCACUGGCUGGUGCUAUGACUAAAGCUGUUCUUGCUCCUCUAGAAACUAUCAGGACAAGAAUGAUUGUUGGGGUAGGAUCAAAACAUAUUUUUGGUAGUUUUGUGGAGAUCAUGGAACACAAUGGCUGGCAAGGACUUUGGGCCGGUAAUGCUAUUAACAUGAUUCGUAUAGUUCCUACACAAGCAAUUGAGCUUGGCACAUUCGAGUGCGUCAAACGGAGUAUGACAUCAGCACAAGAGAGAUGGAAAGAGGAUGGUGGCCCAAAGAUACAACUUGGUGGUUUGACGAUUGAGCUGCCUCUUCAUCUGUUAUCUCCAGUUGCCAUUGGUGGUGCAGCUGCUGGGAUAGUUAGCACUUUAGUGUGCCAUCCUCUUGAGGUUCUUAAGGAUCGCAUGACUAUAAACCGUGAGGCCUAUCCUAGCAUCGCCCUUGCCUUCAACAAGAUCUACCGAACUGACGGCCUAGCUGGCCUAUACGCUGGUCUCUGCCCAACUCUAGUUGGCAUGCUUCCUUACAGCACAUGCUACUAUUUCAUGUACGAGACAAUCAAGACUUCCUACUGCCGCACACAUAAAAAGAAAUCUUUGAGCCGCCCUGAACUACUGAUCAUAGGAGCCCUUUCAGGUUUGACUGCGAGUACGAUCAGCUUCCCUCUCGAAGUGGCGAGGAAGCGGCUGAUGGUGGGAGCCCUGCAAGGGAAAUGCCCACCCCACAUGGUCGCGGCCUUGGGCGAGGUGAUCAGGGAGGAGGGCUUAAGGGGGCUGUACCGUGGGUGGGCUGCGAGCUCCCUGAAGGUCAUGCCGACGUCCGGCAUGACCUGGGUGUUCUACGAAGCAUGGAAGGACAUCCUUCUGGCUCCUCACCUCCACAUCUAGCUUCCCUGAGGUUGUUCAGCAGGGGCACUGCCACGGAAUAAACUUGUGAUGUGUGGCCAUUAGAAGCCUCUGUUUGUUAAUUUACAUUUUGCUAACCUGGCUGUUCAACAGACUGGAUCAAUGGCUGAUUUUUCAUUAUGCAUUGGCCAUCGGGACCGUUGGCCAUUUGGCCCUAAGCACUGUUACUGUGAAAUACCCUCAGUAAUAUGAAAAAAAAAGGGAGAUUUCGUUCCCAGAUUACCUUU